AAUUUAUUUUUCCGAGGUUAUUCCCCCAUAACCGAAUGGUGUCUGGCGUCGCACAAACGCAAGCCACGUGUCCAACACGUUAGCUGUUUGAGAAUAGAAUACUGCUUUUACUUCAGUUCUACGAGCAAAGAACCCAAAAACCAGACAACCGCCGCCAGCUUCUUACCGGUGCCCAAGAUAUGCUAAAGUGAUAUAUAUACAUCUUAAAAAUUGCUAUCAAUCAUGGAGUUUGGCUCAUACGAAAAUACCCAAGAUAAGGGCAGCAGCAGCUCAAAGAAAGACACUCCUGCCCCUGGAGAUACUGUCGGAGAAGUAAAUGCCGAAGCUCGUAUAACUGCCGAUGAAGUCAUUUUGGCUGGUGGAUUUGGAGCCACCGAUGACAUCAGCACUAUCCUACCUAUUGCACGCGAUCGCACCGAUUUCGAGGACCAUCUCCGCAAGGUUGAGGGCUACGAAGAUUCUGCUGAAAGACUGUCCGAUCCUCCGAAAAACAUUAACAACAAUGGUAAAGAUGCCGCGUGCGAAGCGGUAAAUAUGGAAGCUUCCGUAACUUCCGAUGAAGUGACACGGGCUGGAGGGUUUGGAGCGAGAGAUGAUAUAAGUAGUUUCCUUCCAAUUGCGAGCGAUUUCACUGAUUUCGAGGCCAAUAUACGUGACGCACGAGGCUAUGAGGAUUUGAACGAAGAAAUCAAAAGACCGGGUCUUGGCUGGAGUAGUGAAACUAAUAAGUGAAUCGAGUGAUGUAUCUGAUGUUUUAAGUAAUUUUCGGACUUCAAAUAGUAAGAUUUUUUUAGAGCACUAAAGCGCGUUUUUUUUUAUAGUAAUUCUAAUUGUAAAAUUCGCCCGAGGGAAGUACAAAACAUUCUAGAAGUAUUUACACUUAAAAGUGGCGUUUGCCUAUCUUCUUAGAGCUCUUAUAUAUAUAUAUAUUAAGCGAUAA
This is a messenger RNA of Erythranthe guttata (spotted monkey flower), 940 nucleotides long. RefSeq lists its product as uncharacterized. Lineage: Eukaryota; Viridiplantae; Streptophyta; Magnoliopsida; Lamiales; Phrymaceae. The record is from RefSeq and is a predicted model, not a curated record.